Oryzias melastigma (Indian medaka) is the source of this 621-nucleotide messenger RNA. It is a transcript of the gene dnajc19, whose product is annotated as DnaJ (Hsp40) homolog, subfamily C, member 19. Gene Ontology annotation, biological process: protein import into mitochondrial matrix. Gene Ontology annotation, molecular function: ATPase activator activity. The coding region runs from base 154 to 504 and encodes 116 amino acids. The transcript has 6 exons. The record is from RefSeq and is a predicted model, not a curated record. Gene Ontology annotation, cellular component: PAM complex, Tim23 associated import motor. NCBI's taxonomy places the organism in Eukaryota, Metazoa, Chordata, Actinopteri, Beloniformes, Adrianichthyidae.
CUAGAGGCGAGGGGGAGGAGCAACAACAGUCUGGACUUUGCGACAAUUGCCUUCGGUUUCCGGCAUAAACACAUGGGAAACAGUAAGGGAAUCAUGAGAGGUCAAAAGUUCUUUUUAUAAUCUUUGACAGAAAUCAAAGCAUAUCCCUGAAGCAUGGCCAGCUCCAUGGUGGCGGCGGGUCUGGCUCUGGCAGCGGCUGGAUUCGCAGGUCGGUAUGUCAUGCAGGCCAUGAAGCAAAUGGAGCCUCAGGUGAAACAGGCUCUUCAGAGUUUUCCCAAGACGGCUUUCGGAGGAGGGUAUUAUAGAGGAGGGUUCGAACCAAAAAUGACAAAAAGAGAGGCUGCCCUGGUUUUAGGUGUCAGCCCUACCGCCAAUAAAAAUAAGAUCAGAGAAGCACACAGAAAGCUGAUGGUUUUGAACCAUCCCGACCGAGGUGGAUCUCCCUAUUUAGCAGCAAAAAUAAAUGAAGCUAAGGACCUAAUGGAUGGCCAGGCUAAGAAGUAGAACUGCUUUGCUGAUGGAUUGUUUGAACUCCAACUGAAUCUUUUUCAUGCUGUUGCACUGACUUAACACGUGAUUUUUUAAAAAUCCUCUUCAAUAAAGUCUGUACAAAAGGUGAAA